Molecule: messenger RNA, 1183 nt
Organism: Salvia splendens (bonfire salvia)
Lineage: Eukaryota; Viridiplantae; Streptophyta; Magnoliopsida; Lamiales; Lamiaceae
Product: DExH-box ATP-dependent RNA helicase DExH3-like
Exons: 4
Coding region: 456-884 (142 amino acids)
Cellular component (GO): nucleus; intracellular anatomical structure
Molecular function (GO): RNA binding; helicase activity
Source: RefSeq, a predicted model, not a curated record
CUGCCAACUUUCUUUUCUUCUUUCCCUACGUCACUAUUCACCUGCCAACCGCCCACAAAAACUGCAUUAUUGCGGUUGAAAUUAAUCAACCCGGCCGGGUGGAAUUAAUUGGCAUAAAAUUCACCCGGCCGGGUGGCCAAUUUUGACAGUUUCCUGGAAUUUUCGUAUUUUGAACAUCAUACCCGGCCGGGUAGAAUUAUUAGGCAUAAAAUAUACCCGGCCGGGUGCCUCAUUUUGAGCACUUUCUGCCCGGUCUGUCAACUUGGAAAUUUUGCACAACUUUUUCACCAUCCGAGCUUCAUUCCUUGUUUCUUUUCACCAUUCAUUCCUUUUCCUACACAUAAAACAUACUUUUGCAAGCAUUAAACUAUAUAAAUCAUGUAAAGUUAGGGGAAUAAAAAUGUACAAUUUGAUUCACAUCAAUAAUCUGUACGCAGCCCCGAAGAAUAUCAGCAAUGACUGUCGCAGAAAGAGUUUAUGCUGAGCGGGGAGAGCGUCUUGGUGAAUCAAUUGGAUAUAAAGUGCGAUUAGAGGGAAUGAAAGGCAAGAAUACACAUUUGCUUUUCUGUACCACUGGAAUUUUGCUCCGAAGGCUCUUGAGCGAUAGAAACCUAGAUGGUGUAACACAUAUUUUUGUUGAUGAAAUUCAUGAGCGAGGCAUGAAUGAAGAUUUCUUGUUGAUUGUCUUAAAGGAUCUUCUUCCACGACGACGGGAUUUGAGAUUAAUCUUGAUGAGUGCCACUCUGAGUGCUGAUCUAUUUUCUAAUUAUUUCGGUGGAGCACCUAUGAUUCAUAUUCCUAGCAAGUUUUAUAUGGGUGCACGGCUUCACUUAUCCCGUGAGAGUCUGUUUUCUGGAAGAUAUACUGGAAAUGACGGGAUAUAAGAUAAGCUUCGGAAGACACAAAGACAACUUGCACCACAGAACUAUAGCGCUAGAGAGUACAACAGUCGUUAUGGUACUGGAUACCGGACAUUGUUGGGUUCAACCUCUUAAAGGCUGUACAUAACUUGCAACGAACGAACGCCUUGGGGCUGUGUUGGUAUUUAUGACCGGGUGGGAGGAUAUUAGUUGUUUGAGGAAUCAAAUAAAAUCUCACCCUCUCUUAGGUGAUCCGAAUAGGGCCAUGCUGCUUACAUGCCAUGGCUCAAUGGAAACUUCUGAACAGGUAAAUGGUUUUUGGA